This is a messenger RNA of Acanthoscelides obtectus, 261 nucleotides long. NCBI's taxonomy places the organism in Eukaryota, Metazoa, Arthropoda, Insecta, Coleoptera, Chrysomelidae. The record is from the annotation of a GenBank genome assembly.
CAUCUAUGAGAUAGUACCAGAACGGAAAAAUGAAUUCAUAAAUCUGAUUUGAAAAGUGUGAGUGUUUUGAUCUGCUACUAUCACAUAUAUAGCGUCCUGAUCUUCGUUUUUUGGCGCCUCUCUAAUGGCUAUCUUCAGGUGGGAUAGAUUAAUCAGAGGCCUUAGCUUGGAGAUUAUUUCAUGUUUUUAUUGUUUCAGAUUGUCAGGCGCGAUUUCUUCGGGCGACCUAUAGAAAAAGUUGCAGUACAAAGAAGGAUAUAA